Molecule: messenger RNA, 1456 nt
Organism: Glycine soja
Lineage: Eukaryota; Viridiplantae; Streptophyta; Magnoliopsida; Fabales; Fabaceae
Product: naringenin,2-oxoglutarate 3-dioxygenase-like
Exons: 3
Coding region: 208-1305 (365 amino acids)
Source: RefSeq, a predicted model, not a curated record
UUUAAUUAAAUCAUUCAUAAAAAUAAUAAAAAAAUAAAAAAAUAGAUCAUUCAUUCACAAAGGAAGGCUAGGAAGUUAGUUAUAGCACCCAUUCCCUCCUCUUUCCAUUCUCCUAACCAUUAAUAUAAAAAUAUCUUUUCAUUCUCUUAUGCAUCCCUCCUCAAUAAUCUUCGGUUCCUACGUUCGUUCAUUAACACAAAACACAAUAUGGCACCGGCAAAAACGCUGAAUUCUCUUGUUGAGGAAAAGAGUAUUGAGUCUCGUUUUGUUCGUGACGAAGACGAGCGUCCAAAGGUCGCUUACAACGAAUUCAGCAACGAUAUUCCAGUUAUUUCACUUGCUGGAUUGGAAGAGGAGGAUGGGCGCAGAGGAGAGAUAUGCAAGAAGAUUGUGGAGGCCUUUGAGGAGUGGGGUAUUUUCCAGAUUGUUGAUCAUGGCGUCGACACCAAACUCGUGUCGGAGAUGACUCGUCUCGCCAAAGAAUUCUUCGCUUUGCCACCCGAAGAGAAGCUUCGCUUUGACAUGACCGGUGGCAAGAAGGGAGGUUUCUUAGUCUCCAGCCACCUUCAAGGAGAAGCGGUGCAGGAUUGGAGAGAGAUAGUGAUAUAUUUUUCACAGCCAAUGAAAAGCAGGGACUAUACGAGGUGGCCGGAGAAGCCAGAAGGGUGGAGAAAGGUGACGGAGGAGUACAGCGACAACCUCAUGGCUUUGGCAUGCAAGUUGUUGGAGGUGUUGUCUGAGGCUAUGGGAUUGGAUAAAGAAGCAGUGAGGAAGGCGAGUGUGGAUAUGGACCAGAAGAUUGUGGUCAAUUUCUACCCGAAAUGCCCUCAACCGGAGCUCACACUCGGAGUGAAGCGUCACACUGACCCGGGCACCAUCACCCUUCUGCUUCAAGACCUGGUUGGUGGUCUUCAAGCUACAAGAGAUAAUGGCAACACUUGGAUUACGGUUCAACCCAUUGAGGGAGCUUUUGUCGUCAACCUUGGAGAUCAUGGUCAUUAUCUGAGUAAUGGAAGGUUCAAGAAUGCUGAUCACCAAGCAGUGGUGAACUCAAGCUGCAGCCGUGUAUCCAUAGCCACAUUCCAAAACCCAGCACAAGAGGCAAUUGUGUAUCCGCUCAAAGUUGAAGAGGGAGGCAAGCCUGUGCUUGAAGAACCAAUCUCAUUCGCCGAGAUGUACAGAAGGAAGAUGAACAAGGACCUUGAGAUUGCUAGGCUCAAAAAGUUGGCCAGGGAGAAGAAGCAGUUGCAGGACUUGGAUAAGGUCAAACUAGAGUCCAAGCCUCUUGAUGAGAUUCUUGCCUAAUUAAGUCCAAUACUAUAUAUUAUUGCAUGUCUUUUAAUUUUUGCAUGCUCAUCAAACAUUUGCCUAAGUCUUAGGACCUGAUCGAUGAUAGGAUAUGUGUAAAAGUCUUAAGUGUUACAUAUAUAAUCACCUGUAUAUACAUGAAAAUUAA